Molecule: messenger RNA, 2846 nt
Organism: Dermacentor silvarum
Lineage: Eukaryota; Metazoa; Arthropoda; Arachnida; Ixodida; Ixodidae
Exons: 10
Coding region: 137-973 (278 amino acids)
Biological process (GO): carbohydrate metabolic process
Molecular function (GO): carbohydrate binding; isomerase activity
Source: RefSeq, a predicted model, not a curated record
UCUUGGCAACUUAUCGCGGCUCGCAGGCUGUCAGCGGAAAACGAAAACACGCGCCAUAUGGUCUGACGACGCUCGAAAUCCUUUGCAGCUUAGGCGAUUAAAGGUCAAUCGGCUCCUUCGUGAUCACUGAUUCGCAAUGAACAAGGCUGAAGAGAAGGAUUUGGUCAGGCUGAAAACCGCCGAGGCAACGGCAUGCAUUCACCUUCAUGGCGCUACGCUGAUAUCAUGGGUUUACAAGAACAAGGAGCUGAUAUUCGUGAGUGAGAAAGCCAUCUUCGACAACAAAAAGGCUAUCAGAGGGGGAAUUCCCUUUGUUUUUCCUAAUUUUGGACCGUGGAGCCUGGGGCCUCAGCAUGGCUUUGCAAGAAUUACCAGAUGGGCUGUCCACGAGCAACCACAUGCGGUUGCAGAUGGUGGCUGUGCUGUGACCUUGGUGCUCGAGGACUCCGAGGAGACAAGGAAGAUGUGGAACUUCAAGUUCCAGCUGCUAUACACAGUCAUCCUCAGAAAGAACAAUUUGGUCCUUGAUGUCAACGUGACCAAUACAGGUGACGCAGAGUUCGCCUUCACGGUCCUGCUCCACACGUACCUGAGGCUGAACGACGUGAACCAGUUCUCCAUAUCGGGCCUCCGAGGCAGCCCCUAUGUUGACAAGGUGAAGCAGGGAGAGAAGAGCCUGGAAUGCGAGGACCAAGUGCGCAUCAAGGGUGCCACGGACAGAGUCUACUGCCAGACAAGUGACACCCACACAUGCAGUGUGGCAGGCAAGCCCUGGGUCAUCGUGAAGACCGACAAUUUCCCGGACAUUGUUAUCUGGAACCCAUGGGUCAGUGGGGCAGCUUCCAUGGCCGACUUUGGCGACGACGAGUACGUCAAGAUGGUCUGUGUUGAGCCUGGAUACGUGUCCGAGCCCAAGAAGCUGCCUCCAAACCAGAACUUUGAGGCUUCAGUCACCAUGGAGACAGUGGAAUAACGUCAUCCGCUACAAGGACCUGCAGCGCACAUUCUGGUUCCAUGUUAUUGGAGAUGUGAUAGCUUUCGUUUCUGAUUAUUCUUUUAUUUGUGAAUAUAUAUUUAGCUUUCGGGGCUAGCGGGAAGUCUUGAAAGACAUCUUUUAUGCUGCUGCUUUAUUGAUCGAGGUUGGUUACUAGUUAGCAAUUUGCAUGAAUCUUUCUGUUGGCCUUACUUGGAUAGUUGGAUUUCUCUACUGUGAUAGGAAAUGCUAUUGGCAUACUCGUCUUAGUUUUAGGAAAGUAGACUCUGCUGUUAGACUGGCUGCUCUAAUGUGAAUGGUAAAUUUAUUUGCCCUUUUCGUGUUACCACUUGUCACAGUCCUAGGCUAUGUUGCUAGCAUUGCACUAAACUAUAAGCAAAUAUACUAAAUUAUUUGCAAAUAUAAAGUGACGUGAUGAAGUGCGUGAAAGACAAAGACGAAGGGAGGCAAAAAUAAAAGAUGGAGAGCCAACUCUUAGUUGAAGUGUAUUGGAAAAGUCCAUAGAUGCAUAAGAGCUCUUCAUUCCUGCAGCAUGGCAGUCAGAAAAGCAACAAACGAGCCAAGCAAUAGCAAAGGCAGAAAUUAAUAUCAACUGAGCAAAAAAGCAUCACUUUAGAUUGUCAUGUGUCAUCAAGAUUGAGUGCUAUAAAUACAUAGAUUUAUAAGCAUUUCCAGUAAACUUUAGUUGAGUCACACACAGUCUUAUCUUUUGCUUCUCUUCAUCUUUGUCUUUCAUGGUGUUUCAUCACGUCACCACAUCAACUUGGCCAGCUGUCUUAACUUCUGAAAUAUCAAGUGACGCAUCGAAAUUGUCCAUAUGCAGAAGUCAAGGAACCUGCAAUAUGCAGAAGCCAAGGUUUCUGCAUAUGCAGCUUCUGCCUAUGCUUCUGCAUAUGCAAGUCUAAGGCUUAUGCAUAUGCAGAAGCCAAGGAACCUGCAAAACAAAGCUUCAGUGUGUUUGGUGCUUGAACAUAAAAUAGAAAGACAUGUCUGUUGCGAGAAAAACGACAGCGUGCACUGAACCUACUGGUUCUCUCUUUUAAGUUGCCAGUUACCUCUUUUAUAAAAACUAAUUAUUAGCAUUUUGCAGUGCGCAUUUAUACCUGUGCCCAAUUCCAUUCAUUGGGUUUUAUUCUGCGUUUACUGUCAUGAAGUUCUAAAACAUCGCUGCAGGGAGUAACAUAGCAGUUGAAGAACUGCAGCGUUCUGCAUUUUAUUUCUGCCAAGUGAGAUGUUGAAGCCCUAUAGAUGUGCUUACUGUAAAACAAAUAUGCUUCAUGAUAUCAAGCUGGAAGUGACAAUGCACAAGUAUUUAUUCUUUGUCUGUGUCCUGGACAUGCCUUGCUCACGCUUUUGGCCCACUACAUUUCAGAUGUGCCACUGAUUUGACUUUCGACUUGAAUGGAAUGUGCAUAUUGAGAAAUACAGUGGGAUUGAGACACAAUGAAGACACAAUAAAGUUAAAUUAUUUUAAGAAAGCUGCAUUCACAAGUGGAGCCUUAGAUAUAUUUCUGCAGGAACUGCAAGCACCCAGGUGUUUACAACAAUUGGUGUCUUCAUGCCUCGCAUAUUUCAGACAUUUUAUUAUGUCUCAGUUGCAUUAACCACGAACCAAUCGUCUUUUGCUGUGUAGCAUUCAUGAUUUCAUGGUAAUAAUCCCUACUUUAAUAAAACUUUUGCUAUAGUUUAUUUAUGGUGCUUUUAUACAGAGCACAGUAAAAGUUAGUUUACUGUUCCUCUUUUCCUGGUGACAUUAACUAAAAUCUAGGGAGUUAUAAUGCUGAGCUUUCUAAUGAUCUGUAGUUGCUAAGUGAAUUUUUAAAUGCUGUGAGGCAGAGUGACUCUAGCUCCC